CCGGGCGGAGGAGGAAGGUGUUUGAUCGGCCGAGGCGGGUGAUGGAUACGGGAGGGUGGCUUGUCGCGGGCUCUCGGAACCGGAACGAGUUCGUGGUCAUCAAUGCAGAUGAUUUCGGUCGCGUAAGUUCUGUCCAAGAUUCCAAUGGGCAGAACUGCCAGAUAUGUGGAGAUGAUAUCGAGAUAUUAGAGGAAGAAAAGGAGCCCUUUGUCGCCUGCAAUGAGUGUGCCUUCCCUGUGUGCAGGACUUGCUAUGAGUAUGAGAGACGUGAGGGCAGUCAGUCCUGUCCCCAGUGCAAGACCCGAUACAAGCGCCGCAAAGGUAGUGCAAGAGUAGAGGGUGACGAGGAAGAAGAUGGUGAUGAUGAUAUUGAGAAAGAAUUCAGUUUUGGUAAUUUUGAUACAAAGGAAACACCGAGCGUAUCUUUGUCAAAGCUUCACAGCCAGCUUAGGAUUGGACAGGGCUCUUUCACUGGGUCAGGGAUUGGCACCUCCAGUGUCCACAAUCCUAGUUUCUAUACUGACACCAAUAUCCCACUUCUAACAUAUGGUGAAGAGGCUGGUGGAAUUUCUUCUGAUCACCAUGCUUUUGUUAUUCAUCCAUAUGUGACACAAAUUCAUUCAAGGCCUACUGCAGGAUCAUCUGUCUCUACGCAAUCUAGGCCUAUAAACCCUGAUAAAGACAUAGCAGUGUAUGGCUAUGGAACUGUCGCAUGGAAGGAUAGAAUUGAUGACUGGAAGAAAAAGCAGCUUACUAAACUGCAAAGGCCUCAGCUUGAAGGUGGGGAUGGUGGUGGCCUUGAUGGAGAUGGGCUAGAUAACCCUGAUUUGCCAAAGUCGGAUGAAAGCAGACAACCAUUGUCAAGGAAGCUACCCAUUGCUUCCAGCAAGAUAAACCCAUACAGGAUUAUAAUUUUGCUGAGGCUUGUCAUACUUGGCUUCUUUUUCCAUUAUAGACUUCGGCAUCCAGUUCCAGAUGCUUAUGGAUUGUGGCUGACAUCAGUUAUAUGUGAAAUAUGGUUCGCAAUUUCAUGGAUUUUGGAUCAAUUCCCGAAAUGGUAUCCUGUAGAACGAGAGACAUAUUUGGAUCGCCUAUCGCUGAGGUAUGAGAAAGAAGGAAAACCAUCUGAGUUAGCAGAUAUUGACAUAUUUGUAAGCACAGUUGAUCCUAUGAAAGAACCUCCACUUAUCACUGCAAAUACAGUUUUAUCCAUUCUGGCUGUGGAUUAUCCUGUUGAUAAAGUUUCGUGCUACGUCUCGGAUGAUGGUGCUGCCAUGCUUACCUUUGAAGCACUUUCUGAAACUUCUGAAUUUGCCAGGAGAUGGGUCCCAUUCUGCAAAAAGUUCAACAUUGAGCCUCGUGCUCCUGAAUGGUACUUUGCUCGGAAAAUUGACUAUCUAAAAGAUAAAGUUCAUCCAGAUUUCGUGAGGGAGCGGCGUGCAAUGAAGAGAGAAUAUGAGGAAUUUAAGGUUCGUAUCAAUGUAUUAGUGGCCAUGGCACAAAAAGUUCCUGAAGAAGGCUGGAUAAUGCAGGAUGGAACUCCAUGGCCUGGAAACAGUGUACGGGACCAUCCAGGAAUUAUCCAGGUCUUUCUAGGUCAUAAUGGUGUGCUUGAUGAGGCGGGAAAUGAGCUCCCGUGUUUGGUCUAUGUCUCUCGUGAGAAAAGACCAGGAUAUAAUCACCACAAAAAAGCUGGUGCCAUGAAUGCUUUGGUGCGAGUGUCCGCUGUUCUCUCAAAUGCCCCUUACAUUUUGAAUGUUGACUGUGACCAUUAUAUAAACAAUAGCAAGGCCCUGCGAGAAGCCAUGUGCUUUAUGAUGGAUCCCAUAUCAGGAAAGAAAGUUUGCUACGUGCAAUUUCCUCAGAGAUUUGAUGGAAUUGAUAGGCAUGACAGAUAUUCAAAUCGAAAUGUUGUGUUUUUUGAUAUCAACAUGAAAGGCCUUGAUGGGAUCCAGGGACCAAUCUAUGUUGGGACAGGAUGCGUUUUCAGAAGGCAAGCUCUAUAUGGAUUUGAUGCUCCUAUUAAGGAGAAGCCCCCAGGAAAAACCUGCAAUUGUUGGCCGAAAUGGUGCUGCUGUUGCUGUGGAUCUAAAAGGAAGAAUAGGAGAGGGAAACAAAAGCAGGAGAGGAAGAAGACAAAGACAGAGCAUAGAGAGUCAUCUACUCAAGUACAUGCACUUGAGAUAAGUAAAGAGGAAGCUAAAGGACAAGAAAGCGAGAACUCAGCCUUGGUGCCUCGGGAAAAGCUUGAGAAAAGAUUUGGGCAAUCAUCUGUGUUCAUAGCUUCCACACUUGGGGAAAAUGGUGGAAUUGCAGAGGGUGUCAGUUUUGCUUCGUGUCUAAGUGAGGCCUUGCAUGUAAUUAGCUGUGGUUAUGAAGAUAAAACUGAAUGGGGAAAGGAGGUUGGCUGGAUAUAUGGAUCUGUUACAGAGGAUAUUCUUACAGGUUUCAAGAUGCAUUGCCAUGGCUGGCGCUCUGUUUACUGCAUUCCUAAGAGAGCAGCAUUUAAAGGGUCUGGUCCAAUUAACCUCUCCGACCGUCUUCAUCAAGUCUUGCAGUGGGCCCUUGGAUCCGUUGAGAUUUUUCUGAGCAAGCACUGCCCUAUAUGGUAUGGCUAUAGAGGUGGUUUGAAGUGGUUGGCGCGGUUUUCCUAUGUAAACUCAGUUGUCUAUCCUUGGACAUCGAUUCCCUUGGUCGCGUACUGUACCUUGCCAGCAAUCUGUCUUCUCACCGGGAAGUUUAUUGUACCCGAGAUCAGCAUCUAUGCCAGCUUAGUAUUCAUAGCUCUCUUUGUCUCCAUUGCUGCAACUGGUAUCCUUGAGAUGCAAUGGGGAAAAGCGAGUGUUGACGACUGGUGGAGGAACGAGCAAUUCUGGGUGAUCGGUGGCGUCUCAUCACAUCUCUUCGCUCUCUUCCGGGGUCUCCUAAAGGUUCUAGCCGGAGUUGACACCAACUUCACUGUCACAUCCAAAGGAGGAGAUGACGAAGAAUUUGCAGAGCUUUAUCUCUUCAAGUGGACCUCCUUACUGAUCCCUCCCUUGACGCUGCUUAUACUCAAUUGCAUCGGGGUUGUGGCUGGGAUCUCCAACGCUAUUACCCGUGGGUAUGAAUCAUGGGGUCCACUCUUUGGUAGACUCUUCUUUGCCAUCUGGGUCAUCAUGCAUCUGUAUCCAUUCCUGAGAGGAAUCACUGGGAAGCAGGAUAGACUGCCCACCAUCAUCAUUGUUUGGUCUACGUUACUUGCUUCGAUUUGUUCGCUGCUAUGGGUUCGGGUGAACCCAUUCACCAGUAAAUAUGAUGGGCCUGUAUUAGAAGUUUGCGGGCUAGAUUGUGAUUGAAACCUGUGUAUGUGUGGGAAUUUUAGAUGUUUUUUUUUUUUGUAGCUGGGAGUUGCAGAAGGGUGCUCUACUUUCAGCUGUGUUGAAAAAUUCCAUCUUUCCAUGGUGACGGAGAGAGGUGGAAAGCGUAAAGGAAAGAGAAAAGAAACAGAAAAAAAGGUUGCAUGCCUCUGUAGAUGGAAGCUGACGCAUUGUUUUUGUUGUU
Phoenix dactylifera (date palm) is the source of this 3543-nucleotide messenger RNA. The record is from RefSeq and is a predicted model, not a curated record. Lineage: Eukaryota; Viridiplantae; Streptophyta; Magnoliopsida; Arecales; Arecaceae.